AUGAAAGGAUCUUUGCAGAAAGAUCUGUCGAGGGGUGAUUCUAGCAAUGAUUCUUCCUCCAAGUAUCAGCAGCAGCAAUUUGAAGCCUUCAAGACGAAUAAUAUUGGUUUAUGGCGUGCUCUUUGGCAGACAUACAAUGCCAUGGGAGAUGUUGAACAGGAGAGCAAAAUAGCUGUGGAUGUGUAUGAGGACAUGAAUGCAAACACAAUCAAUAUCGAUCAUCUGGUGACGAUCAAUCAGAUUCAGUCUGACUGCGAGACUUGCCAUGACAGUGUCGAAACGAAAACAAUGCCGGUAGCCCGGCUGGAGCAUCGGAAUCUUCGUAGGCACGUGAUUGUCGGCUCUGGUCAUGUCAACGGCCCGAACGUGUUACGAAGUGGAUCGAUGAGCACAGAGCUCUGUCUCAGACAUGGCGACGGCAGGAUGCGAGUUACAGUGCAACAUGCUCCUGUGUGGAAGAGAGGGUCAGAGCAAACAGGAGUGCCAGACGGCUUGAAGAUAUUUCGAGUGAUCGUGGCACGAGAAUGCUUGAGGGACGGAGCUCCAACGCCCGAUAGCGAGGCUGCGUCUCCUCCGCAGAGAGGAAAUCCGACAUUCUGGAGAGGAGUUAGCCCGUUCAAGUGGCAUGCAGUCUGGAAAGGGAAGUCCAACACGUGGGGACAGAUCAAUGGAGUGAAGGCGUGGGAGAUCGAAAGUCUGGAAGAAGGAGACGCAUGGCACGGAAGACCACGAGGAGACAACGACAACACCUGGACUCUCCGUCUGCAAGGAGGCGUCCUCCUACAGGUUCCUCAACUGAUACUGCCUGGGGAGGUGGAGUGUCUGCGGGUUGCAUGGCUCCCAGAGGAUGAUAUUCUCAAGCGCAUCGAAGCGAGAGUCGUGGCACUGCAGCAGUCUGAGGAACUCAACGACCAGUCGGUUUUGAUAGAACCUCCAAAGCUGCUCUUCUUGCGCGUCGAUGAUCUCCAGCGAGCUGGAAAUCUACCAGAAAUCCCAGUCUUGAUGACAGAAGAGGAGUGGCUCCAGAAUUCGAAAAGGGAAGGAUGAGAUAUCUGGAGCUGCCACAUGCAUGAGGUCAAGCAAAUGCAGUUCCACAUUGCGAUCGGACUUUAGUUUAUCCUUUGUCAAGCCAAGACUUGCUUGAACCGAAGAGUAGUGAUUUUCAAUGAAUGACUGUUCAAAAUC
Messenger RNA from Guillardia theta CCMP2712, 1185 nucleotides. RefSeq lists its product as hypothetical. The record is from RefSeq and is a predicted model, not a curated record. The coding region runs from base 1 to 1047 and encodes 348 amino acids. The transcript is spliced from 6 exons. NCBI's taxonomy places the organism in Eukaryota, Cryptophyceae, Pyrenomonadales, Geminigeraceae.